GUCCUCUUUUCCAGAAUGGAGCUGUCCUCAGCUGAUCAGAACCAAAGCGUUGGAUCUUUAAUCUCCUGCGUUGUUCUGAAGCAGCAUCUUAAUCAGCUCUCCUGCUUUGUUUCUAUUGCAGCUGUUAGCUAAACACGGCUAAAGAAAACCUGCUACCACUUCAGGAUCAUCCAUCAGCUGGGACUGAUUCAUCGUGCGUUCUUCACCAACUGGACCUGGACAGCAUGGACACAGCCCCUCAGAGUCAAACACAAGAUCCAGUGGGCCUAAUAGGCACCAGGCAGAAGCCCACAAUUCCAGAGCGGGCAUGUACAGUGUCAGAAGAAGAGCCGGGAGCCAGCAGUGAGGGUAUUGAUCCUGUUGGGAUAGAAGAUGUUCAACAGAUUGUGCAGGUUAAAGAAGAUUCUGAAGAACAGAGUGCGGGUGUGGAACAGCAGGACCCAGAACAUCUCCACAUAAAGGAGGAAAAGGAGGAACUCUGGACCAGUCUUAAGGGAGAGCAUCUCCAUUUGAAGGAGGAGACUGAUUCUGCCUGGUUUCAAUUCAGUGUUGUUUCUAUAAAGAGUGAGGAUGAUGAAGAGAAACCUCUGGUCUCACAGCUUCAUCAGCAGCAAAUAGAAGACAAAGAUGUUCCAACCAGCAGCUCAUCUGACCAGAUGGCAGCUGAAAUUUGUGGGGUAUCAGGAACUAGCAGGAACCCAGAUCUGAACCCUCAUGAACAAACAUCUGAUUCUUCUGAGACUGAAGUUAGUGGAGAUGAUGAUAUGAAUCUAGACUCUGGGAUGUCAGGCUCUGGGUCUGAAACUGGAGACGAAGACCAUGACUGGAAAGAGAAAAGGUCUUCUGAGUCAGAUGUUAAGACAGUCAGCAUAUCUUCUAGCUGUCUUGAGUGCGGUGAACAAUUUCAUGAUAAGCAGUCUCUCCAGAAACACGUGAGAGUAACCAGCCAUUCAGUAAUCAGGUCUUCCAGCUUUUUGGUUAAUAAGAAAUCAGUUAGAUUUAAGCAACCUGUAGACUCAUAUAGGGAAGUCCAGAAAGAACUAAAAUCAUUUAGUUGUGACUGUGGAAAAAUAUUUGGGAGAAAAUCAAGUUUUAACAGACACCAGAGAAUCCACACAGGACAGAAACCUUUUGCCUGUGAGCUCUGUGGAAAUCGAUUUACCGAAAAGUCAACUUUAAACACUCACAUGACAGUCCACACAGGACAGAAACCUUUUAUCUGUGAGCUCUGUGGAAAUCGAUUCAACAAAAAGUCAGCUUUACACAGUCACAUGAGAGUCCACACAGGGCAGAAACCUUUUAUCUGUGAUCUCUGUGGAAAUGGAUUUACCCGUAAGUCAAACUUAAACACUCACGUGAUUAAACACACAGGACAGAAACCUUUUAUCUGUGAGCUCUGUGGAAAUCGAUUUACCGAAAAGUCAACUUUAAACACUCACAUGAGAGUCCACACAGGACAGAAACCUUUUAUCUGUGAGCUCUGUGGAAAUCGAUUUACCGAAAAGUCGACUUUACACAGUCACAUGAGAGUCCACACAGGGCAGAAACCUUUUAUCUGUGAUCUCUGUGGAAAUGGAUUUACCCGUAAGUCAAACUUAAACAGUCACAUGAGAGUCCACACAGGACAGAAACCUUUUAUCUGUGAGCUCUGUGGAAAUCGAUUUACCGAAAAGUCAACUUUAAACACUCACAUGAGGGUCCACACAGGACAGAAACCUUUUAUCUGUGAUCUCUGUGGAAAUGGCUUUACCAGUAAGUCAAACUUAAACUAUCACAUGAGAGUCCACACCGGACAGAAACCUUUUUCUGUGAGCUCUGUGAAAAAAGAUUUACCCAAAAGUCGCAUUUAAACACUCACAUGAGAGUCCACACAGGACAUAAACCAUUUGCUUGUGAAUUCUGUGGAGAAAGAUAUGGACAAAAGACAUUUUUAUUCAAGCACAUGAGUGUCCACACAGGAUAGAAACCUUCUGUUAAUGAGCUCUGUGGACAAAUUAAAAGUGACAGUGCAAAUCACAACUUUAGUGGACUCUCACGUGAUGGUUUAAAGUCGUCAUUGGCAGUUAAUGAGUCAAGUGUUAUGGUGGUAGGGUUAGGUGGAGUAGAUGAGGUUACAGACAGAGUGACUUUUUACUAGGCUUCCAGCAACAAAAUGUGGUUUAAUAUAACAUUUAGUUGACCUAAAAGUGCCUCUAAAAGCAAAACUUCUCUUAGUAAACGCAAUGUUUGGGAUCCUUAGCACAAAAAUGUUUUUUAGCAAAAGGUGUAUCUAAAAUUAUAUAAUAUUUUAUAAGUCUCUUUUUUUAUAUACACAUAUUCCAUCCUUUGCUUCAGUUUUCACCAAACACAAUAAAAUAUAGACCCAUUGCAUAUUAUUGUUUACAUCCAGGUAACUGAGCACAUCCACACUAGCUGGAGGGCUAGAACCCCGUCUCCAGCCGUUACCCAGAGCUGUAUCUCCAUGAUUUAAGUUAACAAAAUAAAACCUAGGCAUUUAGAUAUGACUACUUUAGAUUAUUUAACACAUCUUGGUGUAGAUGAACAAAAAAUAAAUAAACAUCUCUAUGUUAAUGAUGUUUAGCACAAAGCUUCCAGUUGAGUUUGAAAUAGCUAGCUAGUGUAAUCUUUAAUAUGGAUGACAAUAAUUUCAGUUUCAUUCAAUCAGAAUGAGGAAUUAGUGUCAUUUAGUAAGGAAUUAUUUUGUGUAUAAUAAUACAGAAUUGAUCUGAUUAUUUGUUUUAUAUUCUCUCAAAGUUAUUCUUAUAUAUACCCCCUUGCCGUAGUUUUGGUUCCUAUGUGCUGUGUUGGAGGGGAAGAAAAAAAGAGGGCACGAGGAAGUGUGGGGGAAAAAAAUAAAGAAGCCGAGUCAAGACUGUGCUGCGUGGUGGUUUUUAUAAGCUAGGAGGAUAACAAAGGUUAUAACUCAUUUCAGCUCAACUGUAACCCGCCUAAGACCCACAGCCUCCGGUACUGAUGAGCAGUGAAAAUGAUGGAUAUGUGAGGCAGAUAUUUUACUUUAAUUCUGUCACUGUCUCCCACUAUGUGGGUGGUUUAGCCACUAGAACUGGUACUGCCUUUAGUUUAUUUUAUUAGCUGGAAACCUGUAAAAUUUAACUUUUCUGUUCUUCAUUCAUCUACUUGUGCAGCCUACAGGACUGUGUGUGUUUUCUAGUUUUAGUCUUCAGUGUUUUAUAUCUAAUUCUAUUCAUUUUUGUUUUGUCCUUUAUUGCUGUAAAGCAUAAUGAGUUGCCUUUGUUUGGCAAAUGUGCUAUAUAAAUAAAGCUGUCUUGUUUAGUCAAGUCUGUUUUUCACAGAUUCAGAAUCAGAAGUUUUUAUUGCCAUAUGUGUGCCAAGUCACAACAUUAGGAAAUUGCUGCGGUAUUUUGGUGCACAAGGUAAGAUAGAAAAAAUUUUUUAUUAAGAGAUAAGCAAAUUUAAGAACUAAUAAAACACUCAUGAUAAAA
Molecule: messenger RNA, 3464 nt
Organism: Nothobranchius furzeri (turquoise killifish)
Lineage: Eukaryota; Metazoa; Chordata; Actinopteri; Cyprinodontiformes; Nothobranchiidae
Source: RefSeq, a predicted model, not a curated record